This is a messenger RNA of Candidula unifasciata, 627 nucleotides long. NCBI's taxonomy places the organism in Eukaryota, Metazoa, Mollusca, Gastropoda, Stylommatophora, Geomitridae. The record is from the annotation of a GenBank genome assembly.
AUGCUGUACGCCUUACUUGGCAUACCACUGACACUUUUAUGCUUGAGUACAAUCGGUGAUACAUGGGCCAAAUGCUUUCGGUUCUUGUACAAGUACGUCUCUUUGACUUUGGGACGUAUGUGCACUUGCAGGGGCCCAAAAGUCGAACUGCCAAGGAAGACCAUCUUCAAGGAAGCGUUGAACACCAAAGGCGUGACAGUUCCUCUGUGGGUUAGCCUUUUGAUAAUUGGCGGAUAUAUUGGUGGGGGUGCGGUAUUGUUUUCAACAUGGCAACAAGAUUGGGACUAUCUUGUGGCUGCAUAUUUCUGCUUUAUCACACUCAGCACCAUUGGAUUCGGGGACUUCGUUUUCGGUUUUGGCUCAGACAACAACAACAACUUAAAACUGAUAGCCAGUGCAAUGUAUCUGUUCAUGGGGCUGGCGAUUAUUGCCAUGUGUUUCAAUCUGAUGCAAGAAGAAGUCAGAAUGAGAUUCAAUCGGAUAGGAUUACGAUUGGGACUUAUUAAACCCAAACAGAAGAAGCGACGGCUGCCCCAACUCGUUAAUUCUCAGCUAUCUCAGCCGCUGUCCCAACUAUCUCAGCCGCUGUCCCAACUAUCUCCGCCCCAGACACCAGUUAGUAUAUGA